Dentiscutata heterogama is the source of this 988-nucleotide messenger RNA. Lineage: Eukaryota; Fungi; Glomeromycota; Glomeromycetes; Diversisporales; Gigasporaceae. The record is from the annotation of a GenBank genome assembly.
AUGGAAACGAUUACUGCCACGAUUGUUCGAUAUUCUUUUGUGACAAAGCAACCUGCCUCUAUAGUUUUUCAUUUGGCAUUUCCAUUUUUUGAACUUAAUUUGAUCUUAUCUAACUGGGAAACGAAUCCAAAUAUAAAUCGUAAAAACUUUAUAUUUAACUCUCUGUUUCCUAAUAUAACAACCGGCGAUUCAAAAUCAUAUUCAACUGAUCGAUAUAUAUCAAAUAAUGUUACGUCGUGGAUUCGAGAUUGUUUAUCUUAUGUGCACUCUCAGUAUGAAAUUGUACCAUCCCUUAUAGACGAAAAUAUUACAAUAUCUUUAAACGAUAAUUUAUGUGAUACACUUGAACCAUGUUCACAACAAUGUAUAUUAAUUGAUCAUAUAGAAUCUGCGCAUAUUUUAAGCGAAUCUCCUAUGAUAAAUUCUACAAAAGAAAUUGAAUAUUCACGUUUUAAAGAACUUUUACAUGAUGACGAAAUAGAGUGUAAUAAAAAUAAUUGUUCUCAAGAAACUUUAUAUUCCUCAGCGUUACCAGAGCAACGCAUUGAAUCACAAAUCAUGAAUAAUGAAAUCGAUACAUGUUCCAAAUUUUAUUCGGCGGUAGAACAGCAAGACGGAUUUUUGAAUUCUCCAACAAAAUUCUUGGAAUCAUCUCUUGAAAAAUCUCGCAAUAUUGAAUCAUCUAACAACAUUUCACAUGACAUACAACAAAUAGAAGAAUCUUUACAAAUGACACAAUCAGUUUCAAGUAUUGCGUCACAAGAAUGUGAAACUUUUGAAAAAAUAGAAAACAACGGUGAACGAUGUCUUUUGGAUAAUUCUCUAUAUGUAACUGUUGUCCCUGAAGAAGUUGUAUCUCCAACCAAAGAGGAUUCCAACAUUCCAAUACCUAUAGAACGUGCUCCAGCAUCUCUCGCUGACAUACCUCUUGACAUUUUCAUCGAAAUAUGUUACCAUCUACCACCAAACUCCCUCUUCGCGCUUAUUG